Molecule: messenger RNA, 1258 nt
Organism: Populus euphratica (Euphrates poplar)
Lineage: Eukaryota; Viridiplantae; Streptophyta; Magnoliopsida; Malpighiales; Salicaceae
Product: probable 26S proteasome non-ATPase regulatory subunit 3
Exons: 6
Coding region: 42-1199 (385 amino acids)
Biological process (GO): ubiquitin-dependent protein catabolic process; regulation of protein catabolic process
Cellular component (GO): proteasome regulatory particle, lid subcomplex; proteasome complex
Molecular function (GO): enzyme regulator activity
Source: RefSeq, a predicted model, not a curated record
CCCCCUCCUGGUUGUGGGAAGAUGAGGAAGCCGAUUCUGCAAUGUCUGUUUGCGCGAUAGAAUUUUCGCUAGAGCUGGAGUUUUACUGUUACUUUCUUGUUCUGAUAUUUCUGAUUGAUCAGAAAAGAUAUAAUGAGGCUAAAGUUUGUUCAUUGGAUGGCAUUACUCGAGUGAUGAGCCUAAACAUGGCAGAGCUUGACUCUGUUAAUGUUCUAGCAGCUAAGCUGUAUUUCUAUUACUCGUAUAGCUAUGAGGUCUCAGGUGAUCUUGCUGAAAUUCGUUGGAACCUCCUUGACUGGUAUAGCGUAGCCGCUUUGAAACAUGAUGAGCUGGGUCAGGAAACACUUCUCAAUCUGUUGCUUCGUAAUUACCUGCAUUACAACCUAUAUGAUCAGGCAGAGAAAUUGAGGUCAAAGGCAGCGAAAUUUCUGUCACGCUCAAGUCAGCAGACUCGCCGAUACUUGUUUUAUACUGGAAAGAUUCAGACGAUUCGACUGGCAUAUACUGAUGCAAAAGAAAGUUUCCGGCAAGCUGUUUGGAGAGGUCCAGUUGCAGCUCGUGGCUUUCUAAUUCAAUGUACAAAGUGGACUGUCCUAGUUCGUUUACUACUGGGAGAAAUACCUGAGAGGACAGCUUUUAUGCAGAGUGGAAUGGAAAGGAUUUUGAGGCCAUACUUCGAGCUUACAAAUGCUGUACGAAUUGGUGACCUGGAGCUGUUCGGUAAUGUCGCAGAAGAGUUUGCUGGCACUUUCAUAUCAGACGGAACAAAAAAUUUGAUUGUUCGUCUGCAACAUAGUGUCAACAGGAGUGGACUGCGCAGCACCAGCAUCUCCUAUUCCAGCAUCUCACUUGCAGAAGUAGCUGAUAAAUUGAAGAUGCAUUCCAGAAACCUCCUUGCAGAUGUCGAAAACGUUGUGGCAAAGGCCAUCCGCGAUGGAGCAAUUAACGCUAAGAUUGAUCAUGCAAAUGGGUGGCUGAUAUCGAAGGAGACUCGAGACAUCUACGCUACAGCCGAGCCACAGGUUGUCUUCAGCUCUAGGAUUUCUUUCUAUCUUAACUUGUACAAUGAGACUCUCCGGGCUUUGCCCCUCCCAUCAGGCAAUGAUAUGCAUGACAAUAGGAGAUCAGCAAGUCAAGUACUCUGUGGAGAACUACUUGAACUAUUAGAAGAGGUGAGGGAUAAGUAUCUUAAGAAAUGACGCUCCAUGUUUCUCAGUUUGUGGCCUUUAACCCCCACUUUCUAUACUCUCUUUACUAA